Clunio marinus is the source of this 348-nucleotide messenger RNA. Lineage: Eukaryota; Metazoa; Arthropoda; Insecta; Diptera; Chironomidae. The record is from the annotation of a GenBank genome assembly.
AUGAAACUUUAUCUGUUAAGAUUCUUUAUCGAUGUCACAAUAGAGAUAAGCGCUCGUUUGGAAACAAAGGAACAGAUAUGUAUUCCCUUAAAUUUAAAAGUUCAUGAAAAGAAAUUUAUUGAAUGCGAGGGUGUGGAAGUUUUAAGUAAGAGGCAGAAGAAUCAGCAACUUAUACAGAUAGAAGUGUAUUUGUGGCAUGAUGAAAGUUCAAGUUUUAAAGGAAUGGAACAAGCAACAUCCGUGAUGUAUUUACAUGAAGCAACAGUAAAGGAAACAGAAAGAAAUCAUUGUGAGAGCAUAAAUUAUAAAAUUGUGAACCUAACUCCAGAUAAAAAAUUGUGGAAAUAA